CGGAAGAUGCCAUUUUGUCAAUCGAAUAAGAUCUGGAAAGAACACCAUUGCGAUACAGCAGAAAAGAAUUGGGAGUGAUUUUUUACCAUCCAUCACUCAAAAUUAACAACAGAGUAGUUGAAAGAGUCUCUAACAUCAGCAAAAACACCAAUAAAUUAAAAAGCUAACAAAAUAUCGUGAAUACAGCAUACUGAAUUUUAAGGAGAGAAAAAUAAGUACAUACGAAAUUUUUGUAAGCUAGAAAAUGGCAGACUCAGACAAACAGCUACCGAUUGAGCAGCAGCAGCAACAACACCAGCAGGAUAUCGACCAAGGUGAUGCUGUUCAGGCCCAAUUGAAGUCGCUGCCACCAAAGGAAGUCAUUGCAACCAAAGUAACUGGUACUGUAAAAUGGUUCAAUGUAAAGAGCGGUUAUGGUUUCAUCAAUAGAAAUGACACCAAAGAAGAUGUGUUUGUUCAUCAAAGCGCCAUUGCAAGAAAUAAUCCAAAAAAGGCGGUGCGCUCAGUUGGCGAUGGUGAAGUUGUCGAAUUUGAUGUUGUCAUAGGAGAAAAAGGAAAUGAAGCCGCCAAUGUUACUGGUCCAUCUGGUGAACCGGUACGUGGUAGUCAAUUCGCCGCUGACAAACGCAGAAACUAUCGGCCAUGGAAUAACCGCAAUCGCCGCAAGCCUCAGGGUGGACAAGGACCAGACGGAAAUGUUCAACAAGGUGUUGAAGGCGAAGUUAGAUCUGACGGUCAACAACAGCAACGUCCGCAGCGUAACUACCGUCGUGGAGGUGGUCCAGCCGGUGGCCCUGGUGGUCGUGGCGGUCGCGGUCGUCGUUUCAAUAACUAUUAUCCACGAAACCAAGGCAGACGUUCAGGUGGUAGCGAAAGUGGAUUGAUCGAGGGCGGCAAUGACCAGAACGCUGACUCCACCCAAAGGGGCGGUGAUGGUCAAGGUUUGCCCGCGCGACGGCCCCAAAGACGUUUCGUCCGUCGCAAUUUCAAUAAUGGCGGAGGUAGACGUGGUCCACGCGAUGAUGGCAAUGGUGGACAAGGACCUCCGCGCAACAAUCGUCCAAGACGAAACAGGAAACCCAGCGGUGCUGGAGGUGGCUCUGGUGCCGAAGGUCAACAUCAACAGUCUCAGCAGGACGUUGGUCACGAAGUGCAGAAUACCACAACUGAAAGUACAGCAUAAUCCAUCGGUUAGGUGACAAUAAUGCGAUUCUACACCGAACAACCAACCAACAAAUCAAUCAACAGCAAUUGCAACAGGAGUGGAAUAGAGAUUAAAAAAAACAGCUCAUUAAAGAAAAAACCAAAUUAAUUUUGUUUUAGAAAGAAAAAAUGUACGUGGUAGAACGCAUUACACAAUUCUAAUCAAAAAAGAAAAAUUCUAGAAGCGAAAUGUUAGUCCGCAUGUACUAUUAGUAAUUAUUUUUGCUAUACACAUCAGUUGUAAUACAACAUAUGAGAUGUCUUCACGAUUAAGGAUAUUUUAUAUAUAUUCGUGAACUAAUUAGGCUGAUGAUAAAAACUGUUAAAUUUGAUCCCUCUUUGGUUCUUUAUAUUAUUAUUUUUUAUAGGUAUCUGUAAAAUGUACAUAUGAUUGUCAUAUUUGUCCAUUAUUAUUAUAUUAUAUAUAAAAUAUUUAUUUAAUAAAACGUGUGCCUAAUUUUAAAUUUGAUUUUCAUUAAGUAAUUUUUAUCUCAAAUUAUCCUUCUUUAAAACUUUUUGACAUUCAAUACAAUUAUUCACAUAUAUGCAACAAAUAGUUUUAACAAACGUCGUUCUUAAACAAAAUCUGCAUAAAGUUAGUAAGUUUAAAUUUUCGUUCAUUUCAACUUUUUCACAUAUAUUUCUGCUAUUCUGACGGAAUAUUAAUUUUAAAUAAGGCUCGUUUUAUUAAAUUAUAUAAAUUUUUAUUUGUGCUCAUUAUUUUUUAUUUACAAAAUACUGUUAUACAUUUUAAUGUGCUUACCACAGAUUAAACCAACAACUAACCAUUGAGGCAAAUACACAACAAUGUAAUAUAUUGAUUUGAUUGGUAUAACAAUGUUAUGAUCACAUAUUUUGGAAAAAUUUUCAUCUUCAAAUGGGUUAGUAGAUCGUGACCUUACAAAUUUCGCAUUGUUCUUACAUACUCGUAAAACAUAAUUAUAUAUAUACUAAAUGCCCAAAAGAAGCAUAUGAACGCAUACAUAUGUAAUUCAUUUGUUUUUGGAAAAAAAAAAUAAAAAAAUUGCAAAACCCUAAAUAAAUCUUAUUAGAAACAUA
This is a messenger RNA of Bactrocera dorsalis (oriental fruit fly), 2262 nucleotides long. RefSeq names its product Y-box-binding protein 1 (gene yps). The record is from RefSeq and is a predicted model, not a curated record. Gene Ontology annotation, cellular component: nucleus. The transcript has 4 exons. Gene Ontology annotation, biological process: regulation of gene expression. Lineage: Eukaryota; Metazoa; Arthropoda; Insecta; Diptera; Tephritidae. The coding region runs from base 245 to 1183 and encodes 312 amino acids. Gene Ontology annotation, molecular function: nucleic acid binding.